GGAGGAUCAGUUCAAAUGGCAUAUGCUGUCUCAAGGAACACAGCCAAAAAUGCCCCAUUACUACCUCAAGGAGAGGAUCCUUACAUAAAGAAGCUAUAUGUGAAGGGCAAAAAUUACGAUCUCUAUGUUCACAGUUACUUGCGCUAUGGUACAGAAGCAUUUCGUGCAGAGGUUUUGGAGGUCACUGAUGGCUCUGCUAACCCUUGCAUUUUGGCUGGAUACGAAGGAAGCUAUACAUAUUCAGGAGUGGAGUAUGCAGUGUACCCUCCAAAGUCAGGGCCCAAUUAUGAUGCAUGCAGAGAGAUAGUCCUUGAGGCUCUCAAACUGAAGGCGCCAUGUUCUCAUCACAAUUGCUCAUUUGGUGGGGUAUGGGACGGUGGAAGAGGAAGUGGACAAAGAAUUAUUUAUGCUACUUCAUCCUUCUAUUAUCUGUCCAGAGACGUUGGUAUCGUUGAUCAAAAAUCUCCCAAUGCCAUUGUUCGUCCUGUGGAUCUUGAAAACUUGGUUAAGGGAGCUUGUGGAAAAACAUUUGAAGAUGCCAAAUCAAGUUAUCCACUUCUUUCUGAAGAAAGAGUUCCGUUUGUGUGCAUGGACAUUACGUACAUGUAUAUUGUUUUGUAG
This is a messenger RNA of Vigna umbellata (rice bean), 621 nucleotides long. RefSeq names its product nucleoside-triphosphatase-like. NCBI's taxonomy places the organism in Eukaryota, Viridiplantae, Streptophyta, Magnoliopsida, Fabales, Fabaceae. The record is from RefSeq and is a predicted model, not a curated record. Gene Ontology annotation, biological process: nucleoside diphosphate catabolic process. Gene Ontology annotation, molecular function: nucleoside diphosphate phosphatase activity. Gene Ontology annotation, cellular component: membrane.